AUGGCGGACAAAGAGAAACGCCGGUCCGGGGUUAUUCCUCCUGGGAUGCCCGAGGGCAAAGCCACCAAAUCGGACAGCGACAGGGAGUUUUUAUCGCAGGCGGGGGUGGGAGAGCUGCUCCGCGGGGCCAUCCUGAAGAUGGUCGAAGCCAGAUCGGACGAUCCCAUCGGGUUCCUAGCCGACCAUUUCUGCAACCUCGCCUCCGUGACAGAGACCGGCACAGCUGGAUGCAGCGAUGGGGAUCAGCUGAACAACGGCCCGCUGAGCGCAGGCGCGCAGGAGCAGCAGCAUCUCAACCGGGCACUGUGGCACCUGCGGCUGGCGCACCACUCCCAAAGAUCUGCCUUCAGCAACAACGUCCGUGUGGCCUACGACCUCAUAAACCUCACUGGGCCCCAUAGAAAUCCAGGUGAGGUUCCUGAGGGUCCUGAAGGCUCCUGCACCAACAGCCCCACAGGAGGAGGGGGAGAAGGAGGAGGAGGAGGAGGAGGGGUGAGAGGAGGUCUCUACACACAGACUCUGCAGUGUCUAUGCAGUGAAGGCGGAGUCCCUGCCUCCACGUCCGCCCCGCUCCUGCGACGUCUCCAUUGCCAAGACCAUGAGGCCGUCCCAUAUGAUGUCUUCCGUCACGGUGUGCUCACAUGCGCUGUUUUCUCAGACUACAUUCGGCAGGCUCAGAGGCUUUACGCUGAGGUGUGCUGCCCAGACGAAGGGCCUGCCUCGCGGGGGCUGUGCCUGGCCGUACUGGGGACCCUACAGGAAGCACUGGAGACUUCCCAGGGCUGUGAUGCAAACUGCUGUGUUAAUGCUAAUACUAAAGCUAAUGCCUGCUUGGAAGUCAAUGUGAAGGCUAUCCGCUACCUGGAGGCCAGUGCCAAGCUCUCUCCCUGCAAGCUAGCUCAGGCUAUAUCUGGAGCACAGGCUCGGGGUCCAGGUGGCAACAUGGAUGCAAAGGAGUUUGAGAAUGCAGCUGCAGAGCUGUUUAUCACCCGAGUCAAAGUUGUGUCCUAGGUUUCUUCUCUGUUUUCUCAUAAUUUAUGAUUCUACAGCUAUGUACAGUAUGAUAGAGCAAAUAAUUACCCUGUGUCCUGUCUCUGAACUCUAACCUACUGCUGCCUAAAUGGUAAAUGUCUAUAUAACACCUAAUUAAAAAAACACGUACACACUUAUCACAGAUAUUACCUCCUCUCCUGACUAACACUAAACCAAAUAAUAACACUCGUGAUAAAACCUAUUGUUUGAUGUCUGUUCUUGAACUUAUUCAUGUCAACGAUGUCUGCUGUGACUCAACAAGCAGCUACUGCACUGUGUGAAGGACAUAGAGUUCCUUGGACAGACUAAAUACAUUCCUAGAAAUCAGUAUUUAUCCUGUUUCCAUUGUUGUUGAGCCUUCCCCACGAAACACUCAGUUUAGAAAGCAACACUCUGUACUGAGCUACAUCUAAUGCAAUCCAAUACCACAACCCUGUAAUAAAUCCUCUUCUUUUAACCAUUUUCCUGUUUUGUUGAGACUGUCAGUGGAAUAAGGAUUAAACUGGUCUGUGUCAUUGUGGAGGCUGUAGUUUGUGAUGCUGUUGCAAUAUAUUUAAGCAUUUCUAACAUUUUGUUAUAGAAACGCUAACAUUAAAUUAAAUUGCUGUAGCAGGAAACAUUUGGGGGAAUAAACAUGGAA
This is a messenger RNA of Seriola dumerili (greater amberjack), 1672 nucleotides long. RefSeq names its product tubulin polyglutamylase complex subunit 1 (gene tpgs1). Gene Ontology annotation, biological process: protein polyglutamylation. NCBI's taxonomy places the organism in Eukaryota, Metazoa, Chordata, Actinopteri, Carangiformes, Carangidae. The record is from RefSeq and is a predicted model, not a curated record. The transcript is spliced from 2 exons. Bases 1 to 1011 code for a protein of 336 amino acids. Gene Ontology annotation, molecular function: microtubule binding.